AUGGCUGCCAGUCCAGAUAUUGUGUAUUCCGCUCCCAAGAUGGCCACUGCCACCUCCAAUAUGGCUACUACCACAUUUAAAGCAGCAACUUACAAUCCCAAUAUGCCACCUGAAUUGGCAGAAGAUCUGCCACCGUCAACUGGCAUGAUAAUUCAACUCAUCAAAGAAUUGAGAGUUGAUUUGAAAAACGACUUUAAAAAAGACUUUGACGCAUUAUAG
Molecule: messenger RNA, 219 nt
Organism: Pelobates cultripes (western spadefoot toad)
Lineage: Eukaryota; Metazoa; Chordata; Amphibia; Anura; Pelobatidae
Source: the annotation of a GenBank genome assembly